Molecule: messenger RNA, 1435 nt
Organism: Kickxella alabastrina
Lineage: Eukaryota; Fungi; Kickxellomycota; Kickxellomycetes; Kickxellales; Kickxellaceae
Exons: 2
Coding region: 258-1085 (275 amino acids)
Source: RefSeq, a predicted model, not a curated record
GCUUGUCGCCGUUUGUGUCGUUUUCUCGCCCGAUAUCGCCCAGGAUCCAUCUCAGCCUCAGACCAAAAGCCAAAGCCAGGCACAUCUCAUUCCCGCCGCAUAUCGAUCGAUAGCCAGCGAACUACCGGCCAGGCGCCUAGCAUUAAGGACUCUGCCGCAGCACCGCGGCAGCCUCUACCAGCGGCUCCGAUCCGAGGUCCUUGGGGAUCUUGUCAUCCGGGCCUGCUGCUCGUCUGCGUCGCAAGAGCAAAGAAGCGAUGGCUUCUCUGUCAGGCAGCCACAAAUCUUCGGACAGCAAGCGCCGCAGCUGGUACGACACGGAUGUCGGCGCUCAUAACCUCCCGCCAGUGCCCACGAUUCCAGAGUCUGCUACCCGCGAGUACCACAACCCGCCAGCGACGCCAGCCGUCAGCGGCUUUCCUAGCGAUCGCAUGCAUUUCGCGAGACCCACCACUGGCAUUUCAUUGUCCUCCCUGCAGCGACGGCCGCAAUCGUCGCACUCAAACGCUGCCAGCCACCACCGCAUAGCCAGCAAUAGCAACGGCGGCCCAGGACACAGUACAAACACGGUGUUUGGGCCAAACCGCCAAGAGUCCAAUGUCCGCGCGCUGAUCAACGACUUUGCCACUUGGGAGAGUCCGACAGCCAGCAUUAUGAUGUUCCAGCGCGAAUGGAAGCUGCCCUCGUUCCAGCAGAUUGUCUCGACGCAGAACGCGACGACGUGGGCCAAAAACAACGGGUGGGCGGUCACCAUGUCCAGUGAGCUGUUCUUCAUGGCAUACAUAUUCUACAAGCUGCCAAAGGAUGUAAAUGCGACUCAGAACCAGGCGGCCGGUGAGAAGAUUGUCAGCGAUCGGCUGCUGCUUCGCAUGCGGUUUGCCAUGGAGGACUUUGAAGGCAAAGUUGUGGCCGGUGAGGCCUGGCGCGAUGCGAUCACGGCGAUAAUCCUGACGAUUGACGCUCGCAUUGCUCCCAACUGCCCGGUGGCCAGCUCCAAGCGCAACUUUAGCCAGGUGUCACUCGACACGAUCGAGCAGUCGGCGUUGCACGACAGCUUGCCGCCGAGAAUCACAUCCGGCGCAUGAAGAUUUAGAGAAGCACUUGUCCAAGGUGACAGAGGCGUUUUCGAGCCAUUUUGGCCGCGCCAAGAGGAUCAUGUGCCCAUUUUCAACACGUUCCCUCGCCGUCGCACCGACGAGACCACUAGCAGCAUGGUCGUCGAGAAGAAGCCGAUCCGGCGAGCUCGCGGGUGGAGUAUGAUCCCAACGCUCCUGACAUUCAAAUCGGACGAGCCCGAGGUCCCCGUGCGGCCCGAAUCCCCAACGCUUAGCACGCAUUCCAGAAAGCGCCCGUUGUACCCGAUGGGCCUGUCGCUCGCUGGCAUCUCCCCGGGUGUGGGUCCGGGCCCGAGCAGCGGUUUGGGCAUCAGCGAGCA